AUGCUGACAUUUCGAUUUGCUUUUCUGGUCCCAACAGUGAACAAAGCGCCCGUCUACGCCCCCGUCGACGUCUGUAAAGCGGACGGUGUCACCCUGAUCCCCGCUGCCGAGGCCAACUCUGGACAAAGUGGCUGCAACGGUGGUAACAACUUCAUGUGCAGCUGCAUGCAGCCUUUCGACGACACUUCGGACUCAACCCUUGCCCUCGGUUUUGCAGCCUUCACCACCGGUCAAGAGUCCGACACCGACUGUGCCUGCUACUACGCCGAAUUCGCUCACGAUGGUCAAGGCAAACCCAUCAAGCGCAACAAGCUCAUCUUCCAAGUCACCAACACGGGUGGCGACGUCCAGAGUCAGAACAUCGAUUUCCAGAUUCCCGGUGGUGGAUUGGGUGCUUUCCCUCAGGGCUGUCCGAAGCAGUGGGGUGUGGCUGCUUCUCUGUGGGGUGAUCAGUAUGGCGGGGUUAAGACUGCUUCUCAGUGCAAAAACUUGCCGGGACCGCUGCAGGAGGGCUGCGAGUGGAGGUUUAGCGACUGGGGUGACAAUCCGGUGCUCAAAGGUUCGCCGAAGAGGGUCAGGUGUCCGAAGAGCUUGAUCGACCGCUCGGGUUGCCAGCGCAAGGACGAUAAUACGGCCAGUGCGUAUUCGGGUAGGAUCAGCAGCGAGAAUGCGGCGGCUCCUGCUCAGCACAAGCGCGAUCGAAGCGUUUGCUUGGCCGGUGGAAAGAAGCAGGGCUAUUCGGCGGGUGGCGUAGCUGGUACUGGCGGUACUGUGGAUGGUGAUCAGGGUAAGCCUCAGGGUUACAGUCCAGAAUCGGCUGGCAAUGGAAAGGAUACUGGUGUCGGAUCCGGUUCAGGCUCGAAUCCUCCCCAUUCCGGCGGCGACAGUGGCUCUGCUCAGCCUCCCGCUUCGGGUGACGGUGGUCAGGGAGGCAACGGUCCUCUCACCUCUCCUUCCAGGGGUCACAAGAAGUGCCGUAGCUCGCACUAA
This is a messenger RNA of Pseudozyma hubeiensis SY62, 990 nucleotides long. Its product is annotated as glycoside hydrolase. Gene Ontology annotation, biological process: carbohydrate metabolic process. The transcript has a single exon. The record is from RefSeq and is a predicted model, not a curated record. Gene Ontology annotation, molecular function: cellulase activity. Bases 1 to 990 code for a protein of 329 amino acids. Lineage: Eukaryota; Fungi; Basidiomycota; Ustilaginomycetes; Ustilaginales; Ustilaginaceae.